Centruroides sculpturatus (bark scorpion) is the source of this 3621-nucleotide messenger RNA. Its product is annotated as zinc finger homeobox protein 4-like. Gene Ontology annotation, biological process: regulation of transcription by RNA polymerase II. The record is from RefSeq and is a predicted model, not a curated record. Gene Ontology annotation, molecular function: zinc ion binding; RNA polymerase II cis-regulatory region sequence-specific DNA binding; DNA-binding transcription factor activity, RNA polymerase II-specific. The transcript has a single exon. Bases 388 to 3621 code for a protein of 1077 amino acids. Lineage: Eukaryota; Metazoa; Arthropoda; Arachnida; Scorpiones; Buthidae. Gene Ontology annotation, cellular component: nucleus.
CAAAGUUUUAGGGGCAAUAAUUAUUAAAUAAAUAAAAAUAUUUCGGAAAAAAGAUAAAAUCCGAAAUGCGCUGCAGAAAGUAUUGGAAAUCAAAUACGAGGAAUGCAAUCGGUAUUGUUUUCUGUAGUUUUAUAUAGGCCUGUUUUUAUUUUCUUAAAAUGCGAUAAAAUACGAUAACGUAAAUCAAAAUUAACGAUUAUGAAAACAUUAUCUUGUAAAAGCGAUUCCUUUUAAGUGGGUCUGAAGUUCGUUAUUCUUAUCAAAUAAAUUAAUGCGUAAAUUAUUAAUUAAUGAAAAUGUUUUUUAUGGAGGUAAUUUGCUUGAUGAUUGAUUAUUGGCAUUUUUUUUAAUAGAGUCAGUUGGAGGUGUCCACGAUGACGUAGCACCAUGGAAGCCGAAGCACCAGCAGCGGCCAUGGACACUGGUCAGGGGAGGGACAAUCAUGUGCUGGUAGAGAGGAGUUUACCUCUCCCUCUCAAUUCCUGCUCGUCCGAUCAAGUGGACUCAACAUCCGGGGAUCAGAAGGCAUCGCGACCAAGUCACGAAAGCAGAAUGUCCCCUGAACAGGUCCAGUGCAGUACCAAGGUGACCCAAUGUGGUAGUUGUAGGACGGAGUUCGACACAAGCAAGGCCUAUUUGGAACAUGUGUGUUGUGGCGAGGCCCGUCCUUGCAAGAGAGGAGACGGACAGCAAGAUGGGUCAGACAACAGUUCAAUCAGCGACGUUGAGAACUUCACGGGAAAGAUUGUUUAUAAUCCAGACGGUUCUGCAUAUAUCAUUGAGGGUGCCGACUCCGAAUUGAGUGACGACGAAUGCAGUUUGGAUCUACCUCAGCAGGAAGGAUGUAUUGUGGACGCACGAGGUGUCACACCCUCCCCAUUCAGGGUGUUCCCUCAAGUAGUGAACGCACUACACAUCUCUAGGAACCCUGCCCUCUACAGUGCCCUGUACGGUCAAGCGUACAGCCUCCUACAAGAGAAGAAAAAAGUUCCUGAAGUUCCCGUUAUGCAUAGUUAUAGGGUUUUUACAAUGAGAGAUAGACAGGCCACCGAAAGUGGCACUUCCAAUGACGAUACGAACUUAGGGUCGACCAAACACUCUAGUAAAAUUGAUAAAUCUAAUUUCCCUAUUUUGGACUACGCCACCGUACCUAUCAAACCAAUACUAAUGUGUUUCAUUUGUAAACUAUCUUUUGGAUAUGCCAAAUCGUUUGUUGCUCAUGCAGUUGGUGAGCAUAAUAUCACACUGGUUGAAGAAGAAAGAGAGGUUAUGUCUCAGAAAAACACUUCGGCUGUAAUCCAAGGUGUUGGAAAAGACAAAGAACCGUUGUUAUCAUUUUUAGAACCUAUUCCUACAUCAUCAGCUCAGGUCAUCGGGUAUCCAAAAUUUUCGAGCGCCUAUUACGUCCCUAACAGCUCAUGUCCUAGUUCCUUUGCAUCAAAAGACCCAGUGACAACAGUGUUCCUAAAUGCUGUAAACACAGCUGUGUCCAGUGCUAUGAGGGGUGGAUACAGCGCAGCAGUGACCACACUUGUGUCAGCCACGUCGAGUCCAGUAUCAUCAUCGAUGCCUGAAAUAAGUGCAUCUAAAAGUUCCUCACUCACCAGACAUACACUGGGCGGUCCAGACUCAGAAGUCCUAGCACCCGAACUUGAAGAUCUAGCGAAUAUCGAGAAAAUGGCCAAAGCAGCUGCUGCAGCAGCUGCCGAGGCAUCGGGUACCAGACCUCCAUCAUCACCCAUGUCUGAAAAACAACACGAGAAGGAAAGUUCUCCUAAUGGCCACAUUGAAGAAACUGAUUCAUCUGAUGUCAGAUCAAACCUGUUUGCCUUUGGAAGUGGUAAUCUAAGUAGACUGGAGCGACCUACUAGCACCGGCAGCACUGAUAGCACCUCUCCUGGUGUACGGAUGUCCCCUAAAGGACUGAUAACACCCAGUCCUGUUGUGCCUACAUGCCAUUCGCCUGCACCAUCGACAAGUAGUCCUGUUUGUGUUCAGCAUCCUGAAGGAAAGCCCAAUGGGGUGGAAUGUUCCAAAUGUGACAUGGUUAUGGGUGUCAAUCGUUCCUUAGGCACUCAAAUGACCAUGAUGCAUUCGCGCAAUUCGUGCAAGACGCUCAAAUGCCCAAAAUGUAAUUGGCACUAUAAGUACCAAGAAACCCUCGAAAUUCAUAUGAAAGAAAAACAUCCUGAAAAUGAAAUGAGUUGCAUUUAUUGUCUUACCAAUCAACCUCAUCCGCGUCUUGCACGAGGGGAAACUUACACUUGCGGUUAUAAACCGUAUCGUUGUGAGGUGUGUAACUAUUCAACCACUACCAAGGGCAACCUUAGUAUCCACAUGCAGUCAGACAAACACAUUAAUAAUGUUCAAGAACUGCAGAAUGGCAACAUCAGCACCGAUCAUAUGCUUCAGCCUCAGGGUCUGCCAGCCCCGCCACUUCCAGACCCUAUGAAGAAAGCUCCCCCUACUAAUAAACCAAAGGCCACAUGGCGGUGUGACGUGUGCAAUUACGAGACGAACGUGGCAAGAAAUCUGAGAAUCCACAUGACGAGCGAAAAGCACACUCACAAUAUGAUGGUUCUGCAACAGAAUGUCAAACAUAUGCAGCAAUUCACUGCCUUUCAACAGGCUCAGGCUCUCGAUCCUCUGUUUCAGUUCCAUCCUGGCCUACUCCUGCCCUGUGAUGCUCAGCUGCAACCAGAAGCUGCCUUAGCUGACAUGGCUUAUAAUCAUGCUCUGUUGAUGAUGGCAACCCAACAGCAGCAGCAACAACAACAGCAGAGAGCUAUGGCGGCAGCAGCAGCUGUAGCUGCUGUUAGCGGGACGGGCAAGAGUACUCUAGGACCGCCGAUAAACGUGGGCAGUACUGUGGACAUGGAACAGGGGGAUACUGCGCUUCGCACAGAUGUUCCUUACGACGAUUCACAUAAAUUGUUCCAAUGCUGCGUUUGCAAUGUAUAUUCGGCAGAUAACAUCGAGAACUUGAAUCAGCACAUGCAACAAGAUAGAACUUGGCAACGCGAAGAAGAAGUACUAAUGGCUGUGGCUGGAAGCUACAUUUGUAAACUGUGUACCUACAAGACGAACUUGAAGGCUAACUUCCAACUUCAUUGCAAGACCGAUAAACAUCUUCAAAAAUUACAACAUUUCAACCAUGUCAAAGAAGGCGGUCCUGUAACGGAAUGGAAGUUGAAGUAUAUGAAUGUUAACAAUCCUGUACAAGUAAGAUGCAACGCAUGUGAUUACUAUACAAACAGCAUUCAUAAAUUGCAGCUUCACACAGCCAAUCCAAGGCACGAAACUAGUAGUAAAUUAUUUCUACAUCUCCAAAUUAAAGAGAACUCUCUAAACAUUGAAAAUAAAUAUUAUAGUUGCAAGUUAUGUCACUUCUUUACACGAACCAAGCUUAAUCUCAUUCAGCAUGUUCACUCACUCCGUCAUUUAAGAAAUGACAAUAUUCGGCAAAUGCAACUAAAAACUGAGGGAAGAGAUGUUACUGAAGACAUUUUUCUGGUCAAAGAAUACAAAGGAAACGAAAAGAUUAUUUUUGAUGCUGAUGUUGGUGAGUUUAGCCCUUUUUUCCCAUUUGUUUCUCUUUCAAGGGUGGCUUGUUCGAAAUAA